Messenger RNA from Nerophis ophidion (straightnose pipefish), 2523 nucleotides. RefSeq names its product glucokinase (hexokinase 4) (gene gck). The transcript has 10 exons. Gene Ontology annotation, molecular function: ATP binding; glucokinase activity; D-glucose binding. NCBI's taxonomy places the organism in Eukaryota, Metazoa, Chordata, Actinopteri, Syngnathiformes, Syngnathidae. The record is from RefSeq and is a predicted model, not a curated record. The coding region runs from base 581 to 1945 and encodes 454 amino acids. Gene Ontology annotation, biological process: glucose 6-phosphate metabolic process; glycolytic process; regulation of insulin secretion. Gene Ontology annotation, cellular component: cytosol; mitochondrion.
UGCAAAUGUUUGACCGGCCGGGCCAGGAGUGAAUCAUCCUCCUUUUCCUGGAACUGAGCUUGGCUUGCGUCUGCAGUCUUUUAGAAACUUGUAGCAAAAACUUUGUUUCUUGAUUUGAUUUCAGGGCUAAAAAUCUGUCUCUGGAAUUUGAUGGAUUGAAGACAAACUCCUUUUUUUCAAAACAAAGCAACACUAUUUUGGGGACUGAUCUGGUGUAUUGUUGAGGACAAACUCUCUACUUGGAACGACUGGAAUGAAGAUGAGGAUGCUUCUUGAUGUUUUUUGAUGUAUGACUACAAAAAUGGAGAUGCUUAGAUCUUCAGACACUUAUUUAACACAUCAGGACACCACAUCAGUGGGGAUACGUCAGUGUGAUUCACACCAUUUAAAGUAGUCAUUUGUUACUUUAUGGACUUUUCUGUGGCUUAGUGCCUAAAUGUACUGCUGUUCUCAAUGAAGUAAGGAGUUUCCUGAGAAGGGCAGGACAGUUCAAAUAUAAUAAGCGUAAAAAACUUUGGAGGACAAGUGAAUUUCAACAGCAGAUUACCAAUGGUCAACAAGACAUCUUUGUCGUCAUACAAUGGAUAAGGUAGAUCAAGUCCUGUCCGAGUUCAGGCUGAAAAAAGAAGAACUGAAAGAGAUCAUGAAGAGGAUGCAGAGAGAGAUGGACAGAGGAUUGCGUUUAGAAACGCACGAAGAAGCCAGCGUCAAAAUGUUGCCCACUUAUGUUUGCUCCACUCCAGAGGGAUCAGAGGUCGGCGACUUCUUGGCUCUGGACCUUGGAGGGACCAACUUCCGUGUGAUGCUGGUCAAGGUGGGUGCAGACCAGGAGAGGAGCUGGAAGGUAGAAACCAACAACCAGAUGUACUCCAUACCUGAAGAUGCCAUGACUGGGACGGCUGAGAUGUUGUUUGACUACAUUGCAGAGUGCAUGUCCGACUUUUUGGACAAGCACAAUAUCAAGCACAAGAAGCUUCCUCUGGGUUUUACCUUCUCCUUCCCAGUGCGCCACGAGGACCUGGACAAGGGAAUCCUCCUCAACUGGACUAAAGGUUUCAAGGCUUCUGGGGCCGAGGGAAACAAUAUUGUUGGUUUACUCAGAGAAGCUAUCAAGAGACGCGGGGACAUUGAGAUGGAUGUGGUUGCCAUGGUGAAUGACACAGUAGCCACCAUGAUAUCAUGCUACUAUGAGGACCGCAGCUGUGAAGUCGGCAUGAUUGUUGGUACAGGUUGUAAUGCCUGCUACAUGGAAGAGAUGAGGACGGUGGAGCUGGUGGAAGGCGAAGAGGGCCGCAUGUGCGUGAACACAGAGUGGGGAGCCUUCGGAAACAACGGCGAACUGGAGGAGUUCAGGCUGGAAUAUGACAGAGUGGUGGACGAGAACUCCAUCAACCCUGGACAGCAACUCUUUGAAAAGCUGAUCAGUGGGAAGUACAUGGGCGAGCUGGUGAGGCUGGUCACCAUGAAGCUGGUUAACGAGAACCUGAUGUUUAACGGCGAGGCCUCGGAGAUCCUAAAAACACGUGGCAGCUUUGAGACGCGCUACGUCUCGCAGGUGGAAAGUGAUUCGGGGGAUAGGAAGCACAUUUUCAACAUUCUGUCCUCGCUGGGCGUGCUGCCCUCCGAUCUGGACUGCGACAUUGUCCGUCUGGUCUGCGAGAGCGUUUCGACUCGUUCGGCGCACAUGUGCGGCGCGGGCUUGGCGGCUGUCAUCAACCUGAUGAGGGAGCGACGCAGCCAAGACGCCCUGAAGAUCACCGUGGGAGUGGACGGCUCCGUUUACAAGCUGCACCCGUGUUUUCGGGACAGGUUCCACAAAAUUGUCAGGGAGCUCACGCCACGUUGUGAGAUCACCUUCAUCCAAUCAGAGGAGGGCAGCGGGAGAGGGGCGGCUCUCAUCUCAGCAGUAGCCUGCAAGAUGGCGGCUUGUUUGCUAAAACAGUGAAAGACUGAGCCUGCUCGCCACUUAACUUUUGACUGUGGACUGCAUGACAUAAAGAAGUGCGCUACAGCAUAUUUGUUUAGAAGGCACCCUCAAUACAUUUACACUUUGCACCUAUAACCAUCACCAAGGCAUAAAAGCUUGCUCAAAAUCAUUUUCUAAUUUGCCCUUUGGCAUUGAUGAAUAUUUAUAAGAGUGUAUAGUGAAAGGUAGACAAUUCCUACUUUGUAAAUAUGGGGUUUGAAUCUGUAUGUUGCAAACAUGUUGCUUUAUUGUUUUGUGGGUUGGGAUUUAGGCAACAAAUGUAUCUUUACCUUCAUAGGGAAAACAUGUAAUUGGUAAGAAAAUUUGCUCUGGACAUGUGAUGGAAUAAAGGUUUCAAUAUAGAGUAAAUGAUAGAAGAGUGUAGGCCAAUAAUGGUUGGGAUUAUAGGCCAGGGGUCCCCAAACUUUUUGAUUUGGGGGCCAGAUUUGUAAAAUUUGUCCAGAGGCCGAGCUGUGUGUGUGUGUGUGUGUGUGUGUGUGUGUGUGUGUGUGUGUGUGUGUGUGUAUGUGUAUAUAUAUAUAUAUAUAUAUAUAUAU